Messenger RNA from Ostertagia ostertagi, 528 nucleotides. Lineage: Eukaryota; Metazoa; Nematoda; Chromadorea; Rhabditida; Trichostrongylidae. The record is from the annotation of a GenBank genome assembly.
AUGAAUAUUACGGAUGUAUUCAGGCUGCUCUUUAUGUCUGUUACAAUCAGACUUCACGACGGAUUCGAAGGUAUGCAUCCGGAAUACAACAUACAGAGAUAUGGGAAGUAUUGCGGCUUGCCAGACGUGAAGAAUUAUUUUGUUAUGUACUUCUUGGUGGUUGUAUGCCUUAUCGGUGUGGGAUCGUAUGUCGUCAUGAUCGUCGCCCGGUUUAAAGGUGAGUGGCGAGCUUUGGUUAUUCAGUCGUGUAUGCCGAUAUUCUUCUCGUUUCCCACGAAAUUCCUUUAUUUCUUCAUGCAGUUCGGCGUUUUCGAAUCGUUAACUGCCGAAUAUCUGGUGUUCGCCAUGUCUCCGAUGCUUGCCGUGGUUGAUCCUUGCGUAACGAUGUAUUAUGUGUUGCCUUACAGGAACUAUAUUCUGAAAAAGCUUAGGCUUAGCAAGGGCAAGGAAUCUGCGCUGAGAAUCGAUGCGUUGCCUCCGGCGAGCCUUCCAACUAGGAGUGUUCAUUUCACAGCUGAAACAAUGUAA